Trematomus bernacchii (emerald rockcod) is the source of this 2304-nucleotide messenger RNA. RefSeq lists its product as uncharacterized. Gene Ontology annotation, cellular component: cytoplasm. Gene Ontology annotation, biological process: regulation of translational fidelity. Lineage: Eukaryota; Metazoa; Chordata; Actinopteri; Perciformes; Nototheniidae. The record is from RefSeq and is a predicted model, not a curated record. Gene Ontology annotation, molecular function: tRNA binding; double-stranded RNA binding; nucleotidyltransferase activity. Bases 1 to 2046 code for a protein of 681 amino acids. The transcript is spliced from 10 exons.
AUGCCUUUGGUUUUCGGGGCCAUCACAGCCACCUUAGUCUUUGAAGCAGUGGGUCUGGUAGCGAGCUCCUGGGCUCUCGUGGUCUCUGGGGUUCUGGAGUUGCUUAUUCUGAUUUUUGCCAUCUAUGGUUCAGCUGCACUGCUUGGAAAAGGUCUGACUCAACGUCUAGUCCUCAAAGGCUUUGGUACCCCUCUCUUUAAUGUCCUCCUGCUCGGGACCACCAACUCAGGUAGCGCCCAGAGAAUUGGCCAAGAGAAGAAGAAAAAUACAAAAUAUGCUGAGCCGAUGGCCUUGGGUUUUUUCUGUGACACUGUAGCCCCCUUCAUCUUUGCUUUCUACAGCUUUGGGUACAUGAAGUCUUUUGGUGUUGGAGUGGCAUGGGUCUCAAUCAUCACAGUUGCCCAGCUGUUCUCCAGCUAUUACGCCCAUCUGCGCCAAGACUGCUACCACACCACUAAGUUUGGUCUUCAUGCCACAUAUUGGCUGAUCAAGGCUUGGGAUGAGUUUGUGCUAUCUGCUCUGGUUUUGGAGGACGGCAAAGUGGCCUCAGGGAGGGAAGCAAUGGUGGGGAAUUGGUUCUUUGUGAUGGCAGGUGUGGUGCUCUGCGUGGGAAGCCUCAACACAGAUGUCCUGGAGCUGAUCCACAACCUGCUGUUCGUCCUGCUCACGCUCUCAACAAUCCCCCAGAUUGCUCUCCAGGGAUACUACAUCUUCUUUGGUGUAGCUUGCUCCCUGUUCACCGCAGCCUCCCUGUAUUGUACCUUCUCGCGUCUCAUCAACACCAUAGCAGAGAAGUCUCUGAUCCCUGUGGGACCCCAGCCCAUCUCCUCUGAGAUGUUGAAGAAGGCUCUCAUGUGCUGCAGGGCCAAGCAGGGAGACCAGGAGGCGCAGCCCCAAACUGACCAGGGAUCAGACGCCCUCCAUCAUCCAGGCCUAUGUCAGCCGGCUGCAGGUCACAGGAGGGGUCGUUUUGGUUCAGUCAUUCCAACCAUCUACGUAGCAGUAUGGGCAACCUGGACCUGGUUUAGGUUUUCAGGCAACCUGCUUCAGCUCUCCGCAGAGGCAGCAUACGGUUUCACAGCAGGAGCCAUUGCUCUCCUGGUCAUUAACGCUUUCCUUAUGCUCAUUGCUGCCUAUAGGAACCUGGUUUUGCUGUUUCUAACAUCAGUCAUGGAGGUCGUUCUGGUCUGUUUCCUGCUUUCCACUCUGCAACGACUUCCAUAUGAAUUAGAAAUUGCCAUGCUUGCACUUUUUUCAACAAUUUGUAUAUAUGGGGCUCUGGCGUCACUGGUGAACUGCAUCUUCUCACAUAGACUUCUGCCUAUGGGCCCUCCCUUGAUAAAGGAGAAAGUGAGGUGGGAGUCUGUUCCAGAGCUGCCCUGUCCUGUUGCUUAUUCUCGACUCACCAGCAGCCUCAUGAAGAUCGCUGGCCUUCUGGAGGAAGGAGGAGUGUGCGGUAUUCCCACAGACACUGUGUAUGCCCUGUCUGCCUCCUGCAAGAACCCCCGAGCUAUUGAGAACAUCUACAAUAUUAAAGACAGACCAGCAGAGAAGCCCAUCUGCAUUUGUAUCUCUAAUGUGGAGCAGCUGGUGGCAGCCAAGCCUCCCUUCAGCCCUCUGCUCUGGGAGUUUAUGAGGAACGUGUAUCCAGGAGGCAUCAGCUGCAUCGUCAGCAAAGGAGACUGGCUCUUCAAACUAGGAGUUGGUCCAGCUUAUGACCGUGUUGGCACUAAGGACAGCAUCAUGAUCCGAGUCCCUGACCACACAGUGACCGGCCACCUAUGUGACAUCACCGGACCCCUUGCUAUUACAUCAGCCAACCCCAGCGGAGAGCCAGACAGCACCCACCACACCAUGGUCAUCAAUCGACUGGGACACAAGCUCCAAGGGGUUCUGUGUGACGGGGACUCAAAUGAAGUUGUUGCUUCUACUGUGGUCAACUGCCUCAAAAUUGAUGAAGGAACCAUCACCAUUGUGAGGGAAGGUUGUGUCCCUGCCGUCAAAGUCCAUCAGAUCUUCGAACGAGUGAAAAGCACUAUGGUGUGAUUCUCUUGCACUCAAUUUCUCCUCUUCAUGACUGAUACCCCAUAAGAUUGGCUUGUUUAGCUCCCCUAUUUCCCUUCUACAAUCUCAGGGCGACUUUAUAAGUAACAGCGUAUGUUGUGUGUGUGCAAAUGUUAGAAUACAAAUAACCUUUUGUAGUUCACAAUGCUCUUGAUAGAUACUUGACAUUCUCAGCAAAGACCUUGGGAAAGAUACUGUUUCUUUGCUGUAUCUGCUGAACUUUUUAUUUACUAUAUAACA